This is a messenger RNA of Protopolystoma xenopodis, 1287 nucleotides long. Lineage: Eukaryota; Metazoa; Platyhelminthes; Monogenea; Polystomatidea; Polystomatidae. The record is from the annotation of a GenBank genome assembly.
AUGGCCAGAGCGUCCGCGCUCGUCUCCGCUCCUGGCACCACGACGAGGUUCGGGCUGCCGGUUCUAUCGAUUCACAGGCCGCGCCCCGGCUCCGGCGUGUCUCCCGGGUGCCAAGGACAACGAGCAGGCAACUCACACCGGCGCUCUGUAUGCCGUUGCACGCAACGUUGCUGUCGUACUUCUCAAUUAGUAACGUUUUCUCACGUCUCGCCACGGCCCAGGCCAGGCCAGGCCAGGCCAGAUUUGUGUCGACCCGUCUGUGCUGAUUGUGCCGCACGCGUACAGACACAGACACACAGACACACACACACUAGUGGACAGACGAGUCGCGCCGAGAGACGAGCACACAUCGCCCGCCUGUCUCGGGCAGGGGCGAGACGCGCAUGCUCACCGUCCGCAGCCGACGCAGCGGCGACUGCUCGACGCCGCCUCGCGCAACAGCCAAUCACGGCGCCGAUUAGUCAACCGUGCUCGUGCCACUCGCUCAUUCGCCCGCCUGCGCCGCCCACGCAACCGACCGACCGACCGACCGACCGCACGCCCGUCCGGGGCGGGCCGAUGCGCGCGGCCGCAUUGCCCACUCGGCACGACCUCGAUCCGCUGCGCGCACGUCGCGCCACCAUCGCCGCUUCUCCUCUUGCCGACGCCGAAGCAGACGCCACCGACGGCGCUGUUUGUGUGUGUGUGUGUAUGCGUCUGAUUUCCCUCAUUGGAUCUAGGCGAUCGGGCCGCGACGCCGUCCGGCCCGCCCGGACGAUGCACCUGCUCUUCGACGCCUCUGUGAGUUGCCGCCCACGUGGCCUUUUCUCUAUCUCUCUCUCUCUCUUCCCAACACUUUUCUCCACCUCGUGGCAAAGUGACGCCGUGUGUGUGUGUGUGUGUGUGUGCCUGUGUUCGGGUGUGACUCGGCAGUCUCCGGCGCCCGGUCGUCUGGACGAAACUGUCGCGUGUUGGCACCAAAUUGAAGGCCACUCCAGCCUCACGCGUCUUCUCCGCCUCCUUCCUUUUCGUCCGACCCCGUACCACGCUCUGUUGCUAGGGCGACGCAAGAGCAUCCGGUCGCCGAAGGUGUCUGGCCGCGAUUCGGCUCGACGUUCCGACGGCGGCCGAGAUGCCUCUCCUCUUGCCGCCAGCCUCGCCCUGCCGGGUCGCCAAGGCGUUUUAGCCGAGUCGUCAGGACACGGCCAAGCAAGGCCUAAUCGCCGGCGUGUGUGCAUGCCGACCUCUUGCAGACGUGUCUGUGCACCGUGCUAUCGUGCACGCGUUUGCGCCGGUGUCAAGGUGUAA